GCUGCUAAUUACUACGUGAAUCAAAAUCAGCACACGACCACUCUUGAUUUUUUUCUCAUCCGAAUUGCAGGGACGCGAUUUGAUUUGCAGCUUUAAUUUGUUGUGUAAAAAAAUCUCGGUGUAAUUGUGAUUAAUUAGGAUCAGGAUAAUCGAAAGGAAAGUUCAAAGUUGGCUGCGGGAAAGCUAACCUCAAAGUUGAAGUCAAGCGUCUGAAGCUAAACGAAGUUGUCUACGAACUGUCACCGUCCGCUGUCAAAAUGUCAUUGCCAGUUUUCCAUUUUCAAGAGCAAUUUACGUCCUGGCAUCCUCUAAGAAUUCUUCAUGAGUAAAGUUUUUUUCGACUGUAUUUAAAAAUGGAAGACGUGAGGCUAUUGAUACAAGAAGAAGGACGAGCUGCUAGAAAUUUGAUAGCAUUUAAUGUACCAGUCGGUACAAGUAAUCCCGAGAAAAUUAUACGAAAACCACCAAGUAUUCCUAGAGCAGCACAAUCAGGUACAAUGAAACGAUCAAUGAAGACCAACGUGCGAGUAAGAUCUGCUUCUACCGGACGUGACAAAAAAUCUGAACUCCAUGCUCGUUAUUGGGCCUUCCUUUUUGGCAAUUUGCAACGAGCAGUCGACGAAAUUUACCGAACUUGCGAGGAAGAUGAAAACGUAUCCGAAUGUAAGGAAGUUAUUCUGGUUCUCGAAAAUUACACUCGCGAUUUCCAUAACUUAAUCGAAUGGUUCAAAGUAAAAUGGGCUUAUGAAAGUACAAUGCCACCUUUAAGAAGAACUCCCUUGGCCUGGGAAGUUCGAAAAACCUCACCUUGUCGUCUCUGGAAUUCAACACCAAAGGCAACCAGUCCCCUCCAAAGAUCGAGUCCCACAGGUUCUGCUUGCAAAAGUCCAAUAGAAACUUCCUUCGACAGCAGAUCAGUUUCCAGCGAUGGAAAAAUUAACUCCAUACAAGAAGAGCCUGACAAAAUAAACAACGAGUGCAUGGAGGACAAAAGAAAUCCUCAAGAAAAGCGCAAAGUCCCUUUAAAUAAAAAUUCAGAAACAACCAACGAGAAACCUCUCGUGUCAAAAGUAGCGAGUAAAACUCCACUCAAAAGACCAACUGCGAUCAAACUAAACGAGUCAAAUGCGGAUUAUAAGCCUCAAAAUGAAAACGAGAAAAAUAACGUUGAUAAGAAUCAGCCAAAACAAUUAAGAAAUUGUCACAGUUUGAACCGAGUGAAGAUCGCGAACAACGAAUCUACGGGUAAUAAAAAUAGUAUUAACGAAAAAAGGAACCUCAACAGUGCAAAGAAUUUAGAAAGCAUAAAGAACGAAAUUAAUUCUAAUAUUAAUGAGACCUACUUAGGAAAAUGUACUGGGAUCGAAAAGAGGAAUAGUCCAGAGAGUCAGAGUGAAAUAAGCAGUUCGGAUGAAAAGAGGAAUGUGGAGAAGGUCUUGUCUAGAGAAAAUUCCCAGAUUGCUUCGAGAAGAGGUGUGAAGCCUGAAAUUAAGAAGCCGAGUAUUGAAGUUCGAGAGACUGCUCGAACUAAAGUUACCAAUAAAUCUAGUGUAGCUGCUUCUAAUUUGACUGCAAAUAAAACUAGAGUUAAGGCCACACCUCAGACAGCACGUCCUGCUUAUUCUACUGUUUCAAGAGCAAAACCUGCGACGGCAAAACUUACGCAAAAUCUUCCGGAGGUUCCGAAGAUGGUUCGAAGUAAAACGACUUUGUGCGCGAGAGGAGCUUCGAAUGCUAAUCAAUUUCGACCUGGAACUUCGGUUAUGGUCAGAAGACAUGUACAGUCUUUUUCUACAAAUCAGUUUCUUUUUCAGGCAUAUGUCCAACGUCGUGAGGAAGGAGAUCGAAGCGACGACAUAAAUGCUUCCGUCGAGGUCCUUCCCAAGCAAAAUGCAAAAGUAAAAGAAGACGGAGAUGGCUGGCAAACAGUUCGAAGUCGAUACAGGCGAGGCAGUAUUCACAAUCUCAACAUGUCGACUCGAUUUCACAAACCAAGUACGGCCACUUCUCUCCCAGCUCUUUGCAUAGACAGUCCAUCUGAGAAAAACAAGAAGCAAUGUUUCACUCCAGAUGGGAACCAAAGACAGAGAAAAUACAAAAGUAUGGGUACGAGGAAUGGAAAUAGGGUCGCGAAUCGUAGAAGUCUUCAAGAGGAUGCCAGAACCGAUGGAAGAAAAUUGUACAGCGACGAAAAAAAUUGCCAAAGAGAUACACCGAAUAUAGCUGAUACUAACUCUACAUCGAUGAUAGCUGCUAUAUUUAAAAGUGAAGCUGAACAGUUGGAGAAGCGAAUCCAGCAAUUUAUGGCUGCCCAGGCUGAGAGGGAGAGAAUUAUUUUGGAGGAAGAGAGAAAAACUGAGGAGGCAGACACCCAGAGAUCUAAGCAGCUUUCUGAUGAAGAAGCAAGUUUGCAGAGACAGAUUAUGGAGCUGGAAUCUACAGAAAUUGACGUGGACACGGAAACUGAUGAAAUGGACGUGGAAAUGGUGUUGGAGAUUGAAGAGGAUAUUUCCAUUGGUUCAUUAAAUGAUAAUGAUGACCUCAGUUUGGAAGAUAGGUACGAGAAUAUGUUGGAGGGGAUGUCUUGGGCUGAGAGAAUGGACACUUUGGAACAAUUGGAAGCUUUAGAUGCUCGACAUCCGGGCCGAGCUUUGGAACUUCACCAGAAACUGUCGUCUCCUUCGCGAAAAAGAUCUCUGGCAGAAACUUUAAGAAGAUUUCAAACAAAACAGGCCUGUGCUCAGGAUAAGCGUCAGAAACUCUUGAUGGAAAAAUCCCAGCGUUUGAGAGAACUUUUGAACAAAGUUGAGGAUGUGAAGAGUGCUAAGAACCAACUGAUUGAAGACAAGAGAAUCAGGAUGGAGUUGAAGCUGAAGAGGGCUGAAGAAAAUAGAACACAGCAUUUGUUGGAGAUUGUGAGGAAAGCUCACGAUGAAGAUUCCAAAUUAAAGGAGAUUGCUUUUAUUAAUGAACUUGAGGCGCAGAAUAAACUACACGAUUUCAAGGCAUUGUGUCAGGAACAGGAAGAACGUCUGCAAGGCAUUCAAGAAGAGCGACAACGUCGACAGGAGGAAAAAGCAGCUAAGGAAGCAGCUGCGGAGGAAAGAAGAAGAGCUAUAGAAGCUGAGAGACAGCUUCGAAUUCAGAAAAUGCGAGACGCUCGUCGCGAGCGAGAAGAGCGAGUUGGUAAAAUGCAGUUGGAAAGGGAAAAAGAACGACAGGAACUCGCGAGGGAAAAAGCUAGAGAUAGGGAAGAGCGAUUAUCAGCUUUGCAUGCUGCUCAAUUGGCAAAUCAAGAAGAGCUGCAGAAAAAAAUUGCUCAGAAACAACAAGAAUCUGCGAGACGGCACGUCGAAAAUAUAGAACACAUUCGUCAAAGGGCGGUGGAAUUGUCGAUUUUAAGAUCGGAAGAAGUUCCUCCAACUCUCAAGUCAUAUCCGUCUCAGAAACAAUGUUCUCUGUGCGGAACAUUUAUCCCGAACGAAGUUUAUCUCCUGAGCCAUGUCAAGGGAAAAUCGCAUUUGGAAGCAGUUCGAAAAUUACACGACGGUCGAGAACCUUGUCGGGAUGAAUUGCAGCGAUUUAAUAUUAGCCAGAUUCACGAUACACAGGUGCCUCUGAAAAAUAGUGGUAAUGUAAGCGAAAGCAAAGCAGCUAAAGAAAAGCAGAAGGCUUUGAAACGACGCAGCAGAAAAAUUAAGCAGCGGAUGGCUGUUCGUGGACAAGAAUGGGAAGAUGCAUCAAAGAAUCAAACUGUCCAGUCCUCGGUGGAAUCCGCAAAUAAGGUCAAGUUUCGGAGAAAUUUAAAAGAUCUCGAGAAACUUUGCCAGAAUCACAUGAAAAAUUCGUGGAGUAGCGGUUCCGUAGCAAGUUUGGAAAGAAAUUUGGGCGAACUCACCAGGUGCUUCUCAAGAACUUCUUGUGCAGAUCAAGACUCUUUUCUGCAGCUGAGCGGAUUUGAUAUUCUAACAAAUCUACUGACCUUAGGUUCAAAUUCACAGAAUGCGUCCAACUCCUUGCCAAGCAAGAGCCUUAUUUCUGUUUUGCGAGUUUACAAAGCUGGAGUAAAUGAACACGCAAAUAACAUCGAAUCUGUAUUACUCAGCAACAAAAUUCUCGUGAUUCUCGAUCUCAUUGUCCAGAGAUUGGAGGCGGUGACCACUCUUGACGAUCACUCUCAGGCUCAGGAAGCUGCUAACAACACAACCGGAAACGGAACUGUAGCGACUGGGGCGAUACAGUUGCUGUGCAGCCUCAUCGGUGAAGUGCCUUUCGAGAAAACCACCCUUCAAGCUCGCUUGCAGGACAUCGUCGGGUAUCUGGUGAUGGGUGGUCUCGUGGAUCGAAUCUCUCGUCACAGUCGAGCCUUGAUCGAGACUGACUUCUUUCUGGAUCAAGACCGAGAUUCGCCUCUUCUUUUGGCUUCCUACGACCUUCUUUCGCGAAUUUGCUGUCAUCUUAAACGAGUUGGUAAUCAGGAGGCAGUCACUCAUCAUGGAGAGAAUGGCAACAACAGUUCUGAGCAAUCUGUUGCAGAAGCUCACCUCCUCAGCAGUCUCUCAUUGACAGAAGCUGCUGGUGCUCUCGGUGCUCUUUAUGCUGCUAUCGCACUCGCCUCACAAAAUAAUAAGGGGUCUUCUCCAACCCCCCAACAAGCUGGUCAGACCUCCUCUGCCAAAAAUCUCGCCAUUAGGGGACUUCGACUUCUCAGAUCCAUCGCUGAAUUGGACCAACGAAAAUUACAAAAUCUUCUGGGUACCGAAGGAACAAGUAUGCAAUGGCGAUUGAUAGCGAGUCAUCUGAUAACGCGACUGUCACGUGAUCCUCUCCCUGACAAAUCAGAAGUUAGUUCGGCCUCGAGUAUUAGCAACAUGUACAUACUCAACGAACUUUUUGUCGUUCUUGGAUAUUUUGCAGUCAACAAUCAAGAAAAUCAGUUGAUACUGCAAUCAGCUGGUGCGGGUCAAAGUGUUCUUCAACAAUUAUGUACUUUACCAUUUCCUUUUUAUGGAGAUCCACGACUAGCUUCGACAACACUUCCGACGCUUUUGGCAGCCACUCAUUGCAACGCAGAAGCGACGGCCGUUUUAUCUUGCGAGCUGUCUUAUCAGCUACUCGAGGAGUACAGAAACUCGGAGGAAGGUAAACUCAACCCUCUGGUACGUUUACUCAAGGAGGCGCCUAGUCUAUAAUAAGCGAAUCGUUCCGGUAUAAAUUGUAUAAUUAGUUCAUUAAUUUCGCGAGAAAUAAGUUCGAACCGAUUAGAGUAUUACAACCUUCAAGAAGGCUUCCACAUUGAACGUCGUUUUAUUUCUGUACCAAUAUUGAAGAAUUUCUGUUCUGAAUAGUUUAAAAAAUUAUUUCCUUCUCUGAAAAAUAAUUUGAUUCGCUCCUUUGAUCUUACUUUGAUUAAAUUUACAUAUAAGAUAGGAACCAGUGAACUUGUAGGAUCGUAUUAUUAAUUUAAUCGAAUGCAAACUUUCUCUCAGGGCCGGUACCUCGAGAUACGUUUAGGUUUACCAUUAUUAUUUAAUGGCUAAUUCUAGAAGACUUUUUAUUUGUUUUGGAAUCGAUUUAUUAACGUUAAUUUGGAAUUAUUUGUCAAGAACAUAGAUUUUUCUGUAUAUUCUUUCACGUUUUUCUUCAACAAUGGGAAUCUUACCCCUCGGAGUUUUGUUUGGAUUCAUACUAAUUCUCCCAGUAAUAGGUCAUUACCAAAACGAAAAAGUUGGGUUUUUGAAACUUUACCACUUCUAUUUCAGGAAAAAUUUUUUUACAAAAAAUUCUAAUUUUUUCAUUCAAUUGAAUUCAUUGAAUUUUGGUCAUUAUUAUUUUCAUAUAAGAUAACAAUAAAAUAUAUAAAAAUAGUAUAAAAGUAAAAUAAAUAUUAAAAUAUAAAUAAAUAGUAAAAUAAAAAAAUAUAAUAGUAGAAUUAAGAAUUUUUUAAGGAUGACACGGCCACUGACUUAUCUUUGUAAUAUUUGCUUCAGAAGUAGUAAAGGUUGAAAAAAUUAAAUUUGUCAUUGAAAAAAUGAUUGAGUGGAAAAACUUUCAUUGUGGUUCAUAUAAGACGCAUGGCUUUUGAAAAGUGUUUUUUAUGAGAAUGGUCAAGAAGCGCACCUUAUUACAUUAGCAUAUUACGAGUUUGGUACUAGGAGAAGUAUGAAUUCAAACGAAAUUCCGAAGCUUGUAGGUUCUUCUUGUAAGUUAUUGUUUAUUAUUCUUAUUAUUUUUUAAAUCGCUUUCUAUGAUAAAUUACUAAAUUUAGAAUAAAAAAUGACUUACUCUAAAGACUUAACAUGUAAUUAUAUAUUAAUUGCGUGAUUAUUCUGGCAAAAGCUGAAGGUUGGAUCAAUUUAUUUCAUUGAAAAAUGGUAUAUUAACGUAAUUUCUGAAAGUAACCGAACAAAUAUGAAUUGUUAAAUUUCUUUAGUUUCAAAACCGGAAAGCUAUCGUCGAGUUUAACAGACGCACCUCGUGCAAUGUGUUCUGCCAAUGCAAUUAUUCAAGUAUUAAUAUUAGCGUAAUUAAGGCUCAUAAAUAAGUUACUGGAGAUUUUUAAAUGAAUUAAAAUGUCGUACAAUCUUUUACAUCAUUUUCAAUUUCCGGUUCUGAAAGUUGCCCUAAUGAAGAUUUAUGUAUUAAUUUUUUAAGAGUGAUAAUAACUCAAAAGGCUCAGCGCAUAAAUUUAAUAUCAUUAUAUCAAUUCCGAAGGAGACAAACGUGAUAUUUAGAUAACUAAAUUCCUUAAGUCCCUGGCUUUGUACUUACCAAUAUAUUUUAUUUAAAUUUAUUAAAAAUGAUUUAAUUGUAAAUUGCCAGAAGGCUGACCCUUUUGAAUUAGUACGAAAAUGUUAACAAAUAAUAGUUAGUGUGCUGCGUAAUGUAUACUUAGUAUCGAUCAGCGACAAAAUAAUACUGUAUUUUUUUAUUGUAGCACUAAGUAAAAUAUUAUAAAUAGUGAAAUUGUAGAAUGUAGAAUUUUCUAAUGUUAUAAGCUACUUUUUCAAAACAUUCUAACAUCUAGUAAUACUUUUUAUUUUGUUAAAAGUUAUUAUAAGCACAUAUUUAUUUUUGCAAGACUUAUGUAGAUAGUUUUAUGAUUAUGGAUCUUUUUGUCGAACAAUAUUCGCUGCGUUUCUAAAUGGUUUUUGCAGGGUUUUUUUUCGUGGAGUAGGCCAGUUUUAAUGUUAAGGUACGCUGAAAUUGAAGAGUUCAGUGAAUAAAUAUGAAUUUUAAGAAAUUCGAGUAGAAUCAAGGUAUAUUCAAGUGAAUUGAAAAUUUAAAUAAAUUUAAAUAAGUUGUUAAUUACACCGACGUCAAGAAGUCAAUUCAACCAUGCAUUCCAAGAAAAAUAGUUACGCGAAAUUCAAGUAGAUUUAAUCGAAUUUAAAGUAAAUUCUCUUGAUCUACUUAAAUUCCCUUGAAUUAACCUGAAUUAUGUAAAUUCUUCACGGUUUACUUGAACUUGUCUUGAGUUAAUUUAAAUUGACCUGAAAUUACUACAAUUUUCUUUGAAUUCAGUGUUAAUAAUUUCCUUGCAUUCUGUUAAAUUUGGUAAUAGAAUUCGAAAAGAUUUGACAGGGAAGUUAGGCGAAUUUAAAACUAAUUUAAGUGGACUUAAGAGAAUUCAGGAACAUUUAUAUAAAAGGGCCUGGGAGGAGGAGCAUGUAAAAGUUGCCUUCAAAGGCUCAUCUUGAAAGUCCAUUUUAGAGAGAGUUAUGGAGGGGGAAAUUAAAAUAAAAUUUGAUUAUUUUCGAAAACGGCUAUUCCGGUUUUUGAAAAUAGAAAUAUAUGUUAUAUUGAACAAGAAGACUGCAUACUGAAAAAAAAAUUAUUUAAAAAAGAAAAAAUAGAGGUAAGAAAAUGUAUUCAAACAUAGCAUUUUUUGGGUUGUAUUUUCAAAAUAUACCUCUAAUCUUGUUUAAAAAAAUGCUUAGAUUAUCUGCUUUUAAGAUAUAUUUUACCCACAUUUUUCACAGGGGCACUUCAUGGCUUAAAAAAUUGUGAUAAUGUAUAUUGCCUUAUACUGAUCGUACUUUUUUUUACUUUUUCGUAGGUUUUCUUACAGAUCAUUUUUCAUAGAAAAAUUAGAAAUUUUCAUGCAUUUUUCUGUUAAAUAGUAAUUUUUUUAAGAAAAACGAUCUUCUGCUUAAGUAUAGAGGGGGUGGGCGAAAUCCUCUAAUGUUGAAUAAUCGAAAAAUGUAAGUAUUCAUCUUUUUCUGAAACCUCAUAAAAUAGGUAAUUUCCGCUAAAAAUCAUUGUAAUUUUGCUUUUUUUGAUCCUUAUUUUUUAUUUUUUUAAAUUCAAAAUUUUCUGUAAAUAGUUUUAUUGGCGACUACAAUAUAUAAUUUGAUCGUUAACAACGAUUUAGCCAUUUUCGAAAAAAAUCCCUUAUUUUAUUUCACUUUCCCCCUCCAUAACUCUGCCAAAAAUGAAAUUUUAAGUUUAUCCUUUAAAAGAAUUUUAUAUACCAUCUUUGGUGUUAAUAUGAACUUUAAACAUGCAGGAGGAAAUUUUGCAUGCUUACCCCCCUGGGACAAAAUUUUAAUUUAAUUCAAAACAAAUUUGAGUGCAUUUAGAAGAUUUGAAGUAAAUUGAUGGGAACUGAAGUGAAUUUAAUUGAAUUCAAGAAAAAUCCAAGUCGAUUCAUUUGAGAUAAUUUAAAAGGUCUUAAAUUGAGUCAAUUAAAUUGAAUUGAAGGAAAAUUACACUGAAUUCAGAUUGAGUUUAAACUUAUUCAAAUUAAAUAUAAUUUAAUUGAAUUGCACUGACUUGCAUUAAAAUUCAAGUCAGUCAAGAUAAAUUCAAGGUGAAUUCAUGUGAACUCUAAACGACAUGCAUACCUGAAUGCAGCAGUGGCCAUUCCCUUCGUUUUUUAAAAUUUGUUUUAUAUUGUGAGGAAAAAAAAUGAAACUGGCUUCUUAAUUCAUCGUAAAAAAGAAUUUUUGAACUACGUAAUUUUCUGAACAUUAUUCUUUCCUCAUUAAUUACGUCAUUUUUAAUUCAAGAAGAUUAA
Messenger RNA from Belonocnema kinseyi, 9019 nucleotides. It is a transcript of the gene ssp3, whose product is annotated as S phase cyclin A-associated protein in the endoplasmic reticulum. The record is from RefSeq and is a predicted model, not a curated record. Lineage: Eukaryota; Metazoa; Arthropoda; Insecta; Hymenoptera; Cynipidae. Bases 354 to 5192 code for a protein of 1612 amino acids. The transcript is spliced from 14 exons.